Helobdella robusta is the source of this 2767-nucleotide messenger RNA. RefSeq lists its product as hypothetical. Gene Ontology annotation, biological process: regulation of transcription by RNA polymerase II; protein sumoylation. The transcript has 11 exons. The coding region runs from base 122 to 2221 and encodes 699 amino acids. Gene Ontology annotation, molecular function: zinc ion binding; transcription coregulator activity; SUMO ligase activity. The record is from RefSeq and is a predicted model, not a curated record. Lineage: Eukaryota; Metazoa; Annelida; Clitellata; Rhynchobdellida; Glossiphoniidae.
AUGUGUAUGUUGGUUUGGCAAGAGGCGAUGAUCGAGUUUUUCUCUGUUAUGUCGUCAAGUAUUUUAUUUAUUUAUUACUUUUUAACUUAUUUCUGAUUUUACUUAGGAGUUAUGGAAUAAUAUGAAAAAAAUGACUGAAAAAACGGAUCUUCGAAACAUGGUGAUGUCUUUCCGAGUUUCGGAACUCCAGCUUUUAUUGGGUAUAGCCAACCAAAGUCGAUGUGGUCGCAAAACUGAACUAAUGCAAAGAGCUCUGAUGCUGGUGGAGGGUGGUGUCUCACUACAAGUCCAAGCAAAGAUAAAAGAAUUACAUCAAAAAUAUUCACAGAGGAUAUCUGUUGGAUACGCAUCUUAUCUCAUGAACCGAAAUCAAGCUGAAUCAGAUAUAUGUCCAAUUUUAAACGAUCGAGAUUGUGUAGCACCGCAAGAAAACUUACCACCAUUUGUCGAGGUACGACUAAAACACCUACCAUUCUACGACAUCCUGUGUGAUGUCAUGAAGCCAGUCAGCUUAAUCCCAAAGCUUCUCCAAAAUAAGCAGCAGGAGAAUAGAGUGAGCUUCAGCCUCAACGAGAAUCACAUCAGAGAAAUAUCAAAUUCAAGGCAAUCUUUAGGUAAUAACCAAUUCGAGUUCUCCUGCCAACUUCAGUUACGUUUCUGCCUAAACGACCCGUCAUCCAGGCAGCCCGACUGCUUCCCUAAUGGGGUGGCCGUCAAAGUUAAUGGGGUCUUUGCCCCACUACCUAACCUUAUUCCCACAAACAAACCGGGCGUCGAGGCGAAGCGACCAAAUCGGCCGGUUGAUAUAACGAGGCUUUGUCGAUUGUCCACGUCCAUCAAUAACGUCGUCACUAUAAUAUGGAGCAUUGAGGAGAAUAAAAGUCAUUGCGCCUGUAUAAACCUCGUACGAAAGUUAAACUCCAGUACACUACUGCAGCGUUUGAAGAGGAACGGAGUCUGCAAAUCUGAAACCACUAAAGCACUGAUUAAAGAGAAGCUAUCAAUGGACCAGGAUGCUGAGAUUGCAAUGACAAGUCUUAGAGUAUCCCUUCUUUGCCCUCUCGGGAAGAUGAGGAUGACCUUGCCCUGUCGAGCGACCUCUUGCAGCCACCUUCAAUGUUUCGACGCCCUCACCUACCUACAGAUGAACGAGAAGAAGCCGACGUGGGUCUGCCCUGUUUGUGAUCGGUCCGCCGAGUUCAAUAAGCUAAUCAUUGACGGUUUAUUCGUGGAGGUCUUGAAAGAGAUGUCAGACUCAGUUGAAGUGGAACUCAUGAAGGACGGCAGCUGGACUUUGGUAUCAAGCGAAUACAACAACAGUAAUAAUAAUAACAACAACAAUAGCAGUAGUAAAAAUAACAUCAACCUAGACGAUUCAAACUUGUUGAAUACGAGCCUAGAGAUGGUUAAUGAUUCAACAAACAUCAGCACCCCUGUUCCAUCUACAGAACCCCAGCACAACCAUCCAAAUUCUGCUGCUGGUGCCGAUGAAGACAUUAUAGACCUGACAGAAACUGAUGAUGAAUCAACAAGUUGCGACCUAGUUACGACGACGACAACCUCGUCGUCCUCAACCUCAAUCUCACAUGACAACAACAACAACAACUGUAAAUCCAAUAGCAAACCACACCGGCAGCGAAAUUUCAGAGUAGAGGCCUCGGACAAUCCCUCAUCGACCAGUUACUCCAAUGACGACAGCCCGACGAUCUACGACCUCUCACCAGUCAACAUUCCCCUUAGAAAUAACUCGCCUCCUCUUACACCCGCUUCACCAAGCCCCGUAUUAGUACCUCCAUUAGCCCACCGCCACCAUAGCAACAACAACCACCAUGGCAGCAGCAACUCCCAAAACAGCAGUGGGGGCGGUGGCAGCAUUAACUUCAAUCCAUUCAAACACACAUCAAACUUUUCAUCUUCUUCAUCGUCCACAAGUACUAGUCCCUUCAACUUACCCGCCUACCCUUCAACGUCAUCCUCAAUAUUCCCCGCCCUAGGUUUCGACAGUCUACUGCACACGGAUCCGGCUGUCCUCGAACUUUUCUCCCUCAUGGCGAACCCACUCGCUAAUUUUUCGCCUAAUCGGGGGGCACUGGGGCAACAUCGCACGGACAAUUUGUUCGAUUUUUUAUACGAUAAUUCUGUCAGGACAACCACGUCUUCAGACGGAGUUUUGACUUAUAACAAUGGCGGUAUUUCAUCCCCGAAAGGAAGAAGAUCAUAAAUAAUAAAUAGAUCCAUUUUCCAUAUUAUAUAUUUUAUAUCAUUGCAUAACGAUUGUGUAUGUAAAUGCGCGCGCACACACACACACAUAUAUAUAUAUCCACGAAUGUACACAUAAAUUUGUAUAUAAAUGUAUGUAUGUAUUAAAUGUAUAUGUAUACAGAAAAUUAAUCUAGUAUUAUCGCACGUGUUUUAUUUAUUAACAACUCUAGCAAGUGAAUACAAUCUUAAUUAAUUUGUUAGUUUGUAAAAAAAAAUCCAUAAAUAAACGAUUUUAAAGAUGAUUCGUUUUAUUCAAUUCAUUGUAAUUCAAUGUGGAUUCCUAUGUGCACACAUGAACGCUUACAACAAUGUGUGUAAUAUUGAAGCUAUAUAUUAAUGUAUGUAUGCGUGUGUUUGUAGAAACGGGUUUUGAUAAAGAGGAAGAGGAGAGGGAGAAAAAGAGAGAGAUUGAGACAAAUACACAGAAUGUUCAAUCAUGGGUCCUGUCUAUCUCUUCACGAUACCCUUCAACUGCUUCUUCUUCAACCUUUUCAACUUUUUCGUG